Neoarius graeffei (lesser salmon catfish) is the source of this 1596-nucleotide messenger RNA. Its product is annotated as E3 ubiquitin-protein ligase MARCHF2. Gene Ontology annotation, molecular function: ubiquitin-protein transferase activity; zinc ion binding. NCBI's taxonomy places the organism in Eukaryota, Metazoa, Chordata, Actinopteri, Siluriformes, Ariidae. Bases 250 to 1032 code for a protein of 260 amino acids. The transcript has 6 exons. Gene Ontology annotation, biological process: protein ubiquitination. The record is from RefSeq and is a predicted model, not a curated record.
UACGCUGAGCAGAAAUUGGAACCGUCGGAGGAGGCCGACGGUCCGUCUGUCAGACUGGAAAAUAACUCAGUCUGGAGGAUAGCCAGGCCAAAACAAGAGGAGUUAUUUGUAACCUUACAGCUCAUUGUUUUUAUUUUAAGGAAUUAAGGGCUUGACAGGAUAAACAAAUAUGAAACUACAAAAGCUCUAGGACCCGAGUCACCUGAUUUGAGGGAGCAGAGGUCCUCUGUCCCCCUGGACGGAUCAGACAUGACAACAGGGGAGUGUUGCCACCUGCCAGGCUCGCUGUGCGACUGCUCUGGCAAUGCUGCCCUGUCCAAAACCGUGGAGGAGUCAGAUGAUCGCAGGGCGCAGUACGUCACACAGGUCACGGCUAAAGACGGACGCCUGCUCUCCACUGUCAUUAAAGCCCUGGGCACACAGAGUGAUGGUCCAAUUUGCCGGAUCUGCCAUGAGGGGGCCAACAGUGAAGGGCUCCUUUCGCCAUGUGACUGCACUGGCACACUGGGUACAGUGCACAAGAGCUGCUUGGAGAAGUGGCUGUCUUCCUCCAACACCAGCUACUGCGAGCUGUGUCACACAGAGUUCACCAUCGAGCGCAGGCCGAGGCCUCUCACAGAGUGGCUUAAGGACCCUGGGCCGAGAAACGAGAAGCGCACACUGUUCUGUGACAUGGUGUGCUUCCUGUUCAUUACGCCCCUGGCAGCCAUAUCAGGCUGGCUGUGCCUGCGAGGGGCUCAGGACCACCUACACUUCAACAGUCGUCUGGAGGCAGUAGGCCUCAUCGCGCUUACCAUCGCUCUGUUCACCAUCUAUGUCCUCUGGACCCUGGUGUCAUUCCGCUACCACUGUCAGUUGUACUCCGAGUGGAGACGAACCAAUCAGAAAGUGCGCCUGAUCAUUCCUGAUGCCAAGGGUGCCCAUUCUACCCAGCAUUCCUUGCACUCCACGAAAUUGCAUUCCUUGCACUCCACGUAUAUUUCUGACCGAUGCACAUGCAUCGGUUGUAUCGGUCUGGAUCCAUCCCUGUGAACCAGCUUCCUUAUUCAACACGGAAAACCCAGACUGGGCAACAAGCAAACUCGGACAUAACUCUGUAAAAAAUCCAACAAGGAGUGACAUGCACGAUACAUCCUGAAAGAAUAGAAAAGAUUAAGAGCAGAGAGCGCUGAAGCUUUACUUCUGUUAUCAGAGGAACCCAGUCCUGUGCAAAAUGUCACCAUGGAGCCAGAGUGUAGUAAUGAACCCACAGUUCGAGAGUGUUCGACACACACAGACUUCACUUUACAACAGCUGCAUGCAUGUGAAAUGGAAAUAAAUCGACUAAGGCAGGAAAAACUCUUUUGGAUAAAAUUAUUAUUGUCCAGUACACACUUAUCAACCUGUGUGAUUCAGUUAUGCCUUUUGAAUAGAGAAUAAAUUAAGAGGGAACUGAACAUUAACCGUUCAUUGAAAUUAUUAUUAUUAUUACAAGGGUGAGUAUAGUUCCUAUAUGACUAUAGCUACAAUUGGAAUGUGUUGAUUCUGUUAGCGUUUGUAAUUAUUGUACCAUCCACUGUUAGAUAAAAUUAAAAUAAAAUCUUACAUUAUUUGAAA